Molecule: messenger RNA, 1182 nt
Organism: Triticum turgidum subsp. durum (durum wheat)
Lineage: Eukaryota; Viridiplantae; Streptophyta; Magnoliopsida; Poales; Poaceae
Source: the annotation of a GenBank genome assembly
AUGGUGGGCGAGCAGGUGCGGCAUAUGCUUGCCGUCCGCGACGCCAGGAAGAAAGAAACUGCCGAGCUACUUAAACGCCUCAAUGGGGAAAGUGACUUUUCUGUGGAGGAUACGUUUGGUGACUGCAAUGAUGGCAGCCUUGAGAGUCUCCAGGCUCGUAAAGUUGCAUUGUUUGUCUCAAAGUCAAUUGUCAGCCUGUCUUCUUUUGCAGGAGGAAAGAGGAUCCGUGUUUGCUCGGGAUUUGUGAUGCGCCAAAAAGACGAUACCGAUGCAAAUAUGAUUUUAACCUCAGCAACACUUGUUAGAUCUCUGAAUGGAGAUAACAAUGUGAUCUCUGACGUGACGGUCAAGGUGCUUCUACCUGAUUGGCGAAUAACCGAUGGCCAUAUCCUUCUUGUGGAUUUUCACUAUAAUGUAGCUGUUGUCAAAGUUGAAACUGAUUUACCAGUCUUAGAAGAAGGCACUACCAACAAUGGAGUUGUGUUAGCACUUGGACGUGCAUAUGAAGGUGGUUAUCUCAUGUGUUCACGGGGUCAAGCUGUAAACCAAAAAAGCACUUUUGAGUGUUUGGAGCUAUUGGUGUCAAGCUGCGAAAUAUCCAUGGCUGGUUCUGGAGGACCUCUUGUCAAUUACAAUGGUCAAGUUCUCGGUAUGAACUUCUAUGAAGACAAUCAAACAUCGUACCUUCCAAUGUUAAUUGUUUCAAGGAUCCUGGAACAACAUCAGAGCUUCGGGAAAUUAAUUAGCCCUUGGCUUGGAUUAAGGUAUACUUCUCUUCAUAUGGUGUCACUGACAACCCUGGAGCGUAUCUAUCAAAAAUUCCCAGAUGUUGACCAAGGUUUAUAUGUUUCAAAGGUUGUUGAUGGAUCACCUGCUGAUGUUGCUGGGUUAUGUGUCGGUGAUGUUAUUGUAAAAUGCGGUGAAAAAGUUCUUCUGACUGCUCCAGAGUUUGGUUCAAUGUUAUUGGAUGCUGCGGUGGCCCAUGUUGAAUCCUUUGGAGGUUGUGAUGGAGACAUGAUAAUUGAGGUUGCGAUAAAGCGACGAAGAGAUGGCAACACACUAUCAAAAACUAUAGUUGUGGAGAUGCUGAAAGAGAACAAUUAUAACAGGUGGCCUGCGCCGAUGCCAACCUACAAGAUGCGUGUUAUAAAUGUCACACCGCGUGGCAUAGGCAGCUACUAG